Trichosurus vulpecula (common brushtail) is the source of this 2344-nucleotide messenger RNA. RefSeq names its product gigaxonin (gene GAN). Gene Ontology annotation, molecular function: protein binding. NCBI's taxonomy places the organism in Eukaryota, Metazoa, Chordata, Mammalia, Diprotodontia, Phalangeridae. The transcript is spliced from 11 exons. The record is from RefSeq and is a predicted model, not a curated record. Gene Ontology annotation, biological process: cytoskeleton organization. Bases 65 to 1858 code for a protein of 597 amino acids.
GGACACUAGGGCUGCAGCCCCCAGGAGAAGGGGUAGAGAAGGGGCAGCCAGCGCGGGUGGCAGGAUGGCGGAGGGCAGCGCCGUGUCGGACCCUCAGCACGCCGCCCGGCUUCUUCGCGCUCUGAGCUCGUUUCGGGAGGAGGCCCGCUUCUGCGACGCGCACCUGGUCCUGGAGGGCGAGGAGAUCCCGGUGCAGAAGAACAUCCUGGCGGCCGCCUCGCCCUACAUCCGAACAAAAUUAAACUAUAAUCCUCCAAAAGAUGAUGGAUCAACUUAUAAAAUUGAACUUGAAGGAAUAUCAGUAAUGGUUAUGAGAGAGAUCCUGGAUUACAUCUUCAGUGGACAGAUCAGGCUAAACGAAGAUACAAUCCAAGAUGUUGUUCAAGCAGCAGACUUGUUGCUGUUGACAGAUCUGAAAGCUCUCUGCUGCGAAUUUUUGGAAGGUUGUAUUGCUGCUGAGAACUGCAUUGGCAUUCGAGACUUUGCUCUGCAUUAUUGUUUGCAUCAUGUACAUUAUCUUGCUACGGAAUACCUGGAGACUCAUUUCCGAGAUGUCAGCAACACUGAAGAAUUCUUAGAACUAAAUCCUCAAAAGCUAAAAGAAGUGAUUUCUCUUGAGAAGUUAAAUGUUGGUAAUGAAAGAUAUGUAUUUGAAGCAGUUAUUCGAUGGAUAUCACAUGAUUCAGAAAUAAGAAAGGUCCACAUGAAGGAUGUUAUGUCAGCUCUAUGGGUUUCAGGGUUAGACUCCAGUUAUUUACGGGAACAGAUGUUGAGUGAACCAUUAGUACGGGAGAUCGUCAAAGAAUGUAGCAAUAUACCACUCAGCCAACCACAACAAGGAGAAGCAAUGCUAGCGUCUUUCAAACCCAGGGGUUAUUCUGAAUGCAUAGUAACUGUUGGUGGUGAAGAAAGAGUCUCAAGGAAACCAACAGCAGUAAUGCGUUGUAUGUGCCCUCUUUAUGACCCUAAUAGACAACUCUGGAUUGAACUGGCUCCGUUAAGUGUUCCAAGACUUAACCAUGGAGUACUCUCAGCAGAAGGAUUUUUGUUUGUAUUUGGGGGCCAAGAUGAAAAUAAGAAGAUCCUGAGCUCAGGUGAAAAAUAUGAUCCAGAUUCUAAUUCAUGGAGUGCUUUACCACCAAUGAAUGAGGCGAGACAAAAUUUUGGAAUUGUGGAGAUAGAUGGAAUGCUUUAUGUUUUGGGUGGUGAUGAUGGUGACAAAGAGCUGAUUUCCAUGGAAUGCUAUGAUAUAUAUUCUAAAACCUGGACAAAACAGCCUGAUUUGACCAUGGUUAGAAAGAUUGGCUGCUAUGCAGCUAUGAAAAAGAAAAUCUAUGCAAUGGGUGGAGGAUCAUAUGGAAAACUUUUUGAAUCUGUGGAGUGUUAUGAUCCUAGGACCCAGCAGUGGACUGCUAUUUGUCCAUUAAAAGAAAGCAGAUUUGGGGCCGUAGCUUGUGGAGUUGCCUUGGAACUCUAUGUAUUUGGGGGAGUCAGAACUCGUGAUGAAGGUCAAAACAAUGAGAUGGUGACAUGCAAGUCAGAAUUCUACCAUGAUGAAUUCAAAAGAUGGAUUUAUCUUACUGACCAAAAUUUAUGCAUCCCAGCAAGUUCUUCCUUUGUUUAUGGAGCUGUUCCUAUCGGGGCCAGUAUCUAUGUGAUUGGAGAUCUUGAUACAGGUACCAACUAUGACUAUGUUCGUGAGUUUAAAAGAAGCACAGGCACUUGGCACCACACAAAACCACUCUUUCCAUCAGAUCUUCGCCGUACUGGCUGUGCUGCCUUGAGAAUUGCAAAUUGCAAGCUUUUCCGACUGCAGCUUCAGCAAGGGCUGUUCCGAAUCCGUGUUCCUUCCCCUUGAAGGCUCUCUUGGAAAUGGGAUAGAAGCAAGAACCUGACACAGUGCACCAGAACCUAGCUUUAGAUAAGGCAGAACAGAGAGAACAACUAAAACUUAACUCUCUACGCUGUGAUUUGGUAUGGUAACUCUUGGGGGUUUGUAAUGCUUAAAAGCUGGAGCUUUAGCUCUUGUUGGGGGAGAAAGUAACUAUUCCAAAACAACCUUAGGUGAAUGAAUGAACUUUUAUAGUCAGAAGUUUGUGUACUGAUGGAGAAUCAUCAGUACCAGGAAACAGAAGGGAAAUGGGGAUUAAUAGAAUGUUAAAACUAAAACACUAAGGUGCAUUUUCCCCAAAGGGAACUCCUUUUUACUAAGUCUGCUAUAUUAAAGUAGGUGGCUUUGGUAUACAGAAAAUCUGUAUGUAAACCAAUGUCUCUAAGCAUACAAUGAAUGCUUUUCUAUAGCAAUCAUGCCCAGCUCUGCCCUACAACUUAAGGUCUUUGCUUA